AUGGAGGAAACGCAGCAGCUUCUCGACUGUCAGUUUGUCGGCGGCGAUGACACGGCGUCUCGGUUAGAGCACAGGCCAAAGCGGCUGGUUGGUCAACCUCAACCCAACCCCAGCGAUGGGGAAAAUGUCCGCCGUCCAGAAGCCAGGAAACAGGGAACAUCCUCCCCAUGGCACACCGUUUGCUUGUCUCAGACACUGCUGUUUCUAUCCUUUGGAAUCCUGGUUGCUUGUUUUAAGACAUCGGAUGGUGAUUGGACACUCUCUGGUCAAAGUUUCUUCAUUUGCAGGUUGAGUGGAGCGGAUGCCGGGAAUCAAAGGCGCAGGUUCGGAAAAGAGCAAUGUGAACCAGCCCAACUACCGCUCCGGCCAACCCAUGCUGAGAGCAUUGACGGCGUUGUGUCGGACAAGGGAUCUAGAAAGCAAGCCAACAUUCCAGAAUGCGAUCAGACUCCUCAUUGCGGAACUAGAAACAGAAGAAACAAACAGUCGCAUUUUGGGAUUGCAGUCUUUCCCUGCAUGUCAUUGCGAUCUCAAGUAUCCUGGCGAUCACUGUCGUUCGAACGGUCACAAACCAAAAAGCGAUCAAACGACCAGCGUGAGGUUGGACACUUAACCACGGGUUUCCGCGUAUCACCUCUCACCGCCGUGCAAGCUGAACGCUUAUUCAAUCCCUGCUCUGGGAACUCAGGCGCUAUCGGUCUUUCCGGCUGUACGUAUGCGCAUACCUACAAUCCCCUUCUCCUCAAGAACCGCAUCGCGAACAUCUCGUCCCCUCAAACCCACAAAAAGCCGCCAACUGUUCGAUUAUCCGAGCAAAAGCGAGACGUGGAAGCCCUCCUGACACUCGUCGCAUGCUAA
Messenger RNA from Coccidioides immitis RS, 858 nucleotides. RefSeq lists its product as uncharacterized. The transcript has 5 exons. Lineage: Eukaryota; Fungi; Ascomycota; Eurotiomycetes; Onygenales; Onygenaceae. The record is from RefSeq and is a predicted model, not a curated record. The coding region runs from base 1 to 858 and encodes 285 amino acids.